This is a messenger RNA of Scaptodrosophila lebanonensis, 429 nucleotides long. RefSeq lists its product as uncharacterized. NCBI's taxonomy places the organism in Eukaryota, Metazoa, Arthropoda, Insecta, Diptera, Drosophilidae. Bases 6 to 341 code for a protein of 111 amino acids. The record is from RefSeq and is a predicted model, not a curated record. The transcript has 3 exons.
CCACUAUGAAGCUACUUUAUAUUCUCUCCAUGAUACUUGUAGUUAUUUUUUUGACUUGCUGCGCCAAUGGAUUGGUCCAUUUCAAACAAUUGCAGCCCGUUCAGAACGGCUGUGCGGGCGAAAAGAGCGGAACAAUUGAUGUUGGAGAUUUCGUUCAAGAUCCAAAUACUUGCGGCAUCACCCUUUGCCAUAAUGAUAAUGGGGAUUCAUUGAUAUAUUACUGCCAAAUACCAGCUGGCUUUGAAAACUGCAAUGACAAUGUUGUAGAUACCGAUGUUGAUUUUCCAGAAUGCUGUUGGCAAUGUGUAUCAGGUGUAAACUGUAAGAAAGCUGCAGGAUAAACAGGAAACCCGUUUUCCAACUAUAAACUAUGUACAUAUUUAUACAAAACCUAUUUGCAAAAAUAUGUUAUUUAAAAUUGGAAUUUAA